This is a messenger RNA of Corythoichthys intestinalis (scribbled pipefish), 2671 nucleotides long. Its product is annotated as zinc finger protein OZF-like. Gene Ontology annotation, biological process: regulation of transcription by RNA polymerase II. Bases 257 to 1639 code for a protein of 460 amino acids. Lineage: Eukaryota; Metazoa; Chordata; Actinopteri; Syngnathiformes; Syngnathidae. Gene Ontology annotation, molecular function: DNA-binding transcription repressor activity, RNA polymerase II-specific; RNA polymerase II cis-regulatory region sequence-specific DNA binding. The transcript has 3 exons. Gene Ontology annotation, cellular component: nucleoplasm. The record is from RefSeq and is a predicted model, not a curated record.
AUGAAAAAGACUGGCCAAGGCGGAGCAGUUUUUUCUAUGUGCACGUAUUUCUUUUCCCCGAGAUUUCAGUCACUAAACUAAAUCGAAGUCUCGACGACGUGUGCAGCAUUUGCCACAUUACGUACUCAAACAUCAGUCAUCUUCAAGUCUGGGCACUCGUUGAAGUAUUGUCGCCUACUUUAGCCUAGCCUAGCCGGCUAACCGCUAACAAGGCUGGAAGGCACGUCGUCAAGCGUUCAGAAAACAAGUGAGAAAUAUGUUCGCGAGAACUACACCGGCUGCAGAAAAGUUCCAAGAGGAACUUUGUGGAGUAAAAAAGGAGCCCCCACGUCACCAAGAAUCGACUGGGUGCAAAAUAAUGACCGCAAAAGUUGUUCUUCACAGACUCGAAGAUCAAUAUGUCAGCCAAGCCCAUUGUCUUCAGUACCAGGAGUCUUUAUGCAUCAAGGAGGAGUCGCCAUACAUCAAGGAGGAGGAGGAGGAGGAGGAGUCCAUUCACAUUAAAGGUUUUAGACAAUAUCUUGGUACUGAGCGGCAGCAGGCAGAAUCUCCUGGUUUGAAAGAGGAUGUUGAACUCCCCCAAAUCAAAGAGGAGGAGCCAAAGCCCUGUCAACAGAAGCAACUUCCAAUCAAAAAGGAGGAGGAAGAGCUGCCAUGCGUUAAAGAGGAGGAGUAUAUCACCAGGUCGACUGGUGAGCCCUUGAAGAGUGAAGAUGGUCUGAGUGAGGCCGGCAGAGGGGCGGAGCCUCCAAGCGACAGCAGCAGCAAUUCAACAGAAGGAUUGCAAGCAGACAUUUUCAUCGCUCUGUCAGACUCGCCUUACAAUGAUGAUGGUUAUAAGACAUCUCAUGGUGACGACAAACUCUGCAAAUGCUCUCAGUGUGGGAAAACCUUUGCUAAUAAGUACACUUGUCGGACGCAUAUGAGUAAGCACACUGGUGAAAAACCUUUUGCCUGCUCAGUUUGUGGUCAAAGAUUCACUGAAAAGCAAAACUUAAAAAUCCACACAAGAACCCACACUGGCGAAAAACCUUUUUCCUGCUCAGUUUGUGAUAAAAAAUUCUGUCACGAGAGCAACUUAAAGCGACACACAAGAACGCACACUAAAGAAAAACCUUUUUCCUGCUCAGUUUGUGAUCAAAGAUUCUCUCACAGGCAAAGCUUAAAAUACCACACGAGAACCCACACUGGUGAGAAACCUUUUUCCUGCUCAGUUUGUAAUCAAAGAUUCAUUGAAAAGGUUAACUUAAAAAUCCACGCAAGAACCCACACUGGCGAAAAACCUUUUUCCUGCUCAGUUUGUGGUCAAAGAUUUGCUCAAAAGAUAUGCUUGAAAGUGCACACAAGAACCCACACUGGUGAAAAACCUUUUUCCUGCUCAGUUUGUGGAAAAGCUUUUUUUCAGGCGGGAGAGUUAACAAGACACACAAGAACCCACACUGGCGAAAAACCUUUUUCCUGCUCAGUUUGUGGUCAAAGAUUCAGUCACAAGUGCAAUUUAAAACAACACAUAAGAACCCACUCUGGCGAAAAACCUUAUUCCUGCUCAGUUUGUGGUCAAAGAUUCAUUCAAAUGAUUAGCUUAAUAAGACACACAAGAACCCACACUGGUGACAAACCUUUUUCCUGCUCAGUUUGAUGUUUAAGAUUAGAAGGGAUGAAGAGACACGUGUGUCUUGGUGUGAGAAGCAAAGGCCAAUGACUGUUUUGCCUGUCAUCCAUGCUGGCUUCAUCAGAUUUUGCACGCAGGACGAUUGUAUUCCGUAGAAUCCUGUUGAGGAUUGGCACUUUUGGUGCCUUACUUUGUCCUUUUGUAUGAUGUACAUCCACCCUAUUGCAAAAACCUCAGCCGAUUAAACUCUCCAUUCCAGCACGUGAUUUAGCUGGAUGGGCGGAGCUGUGCAACACAACUGUGACGCAUUAGGAGCGCUCAUUAUUCAAAGACAUGUCUACUAAGAUAUACAAUCUUAUGGAAUGCAUUACAAUUGCGCUCCUUCUCUCAAAAGGUUAAAAUAUAAGCCGUAUUUAUCGUGCUCCCGACUCCAAUGUUGAACUAUUCACUGAAUGUGUAGGAUAACUUCUGUCAAAAACUAAAAAUAAGCAUGACUUUGUCUGUGGUGACAUGAACAUUAAUUUGUUGAAUCCUAACAAAGAUCCUGGUGUGACCAGCUCAGGUUCAUUGACUGUUUUUAAGAGGAGGUAUAAACAAAGUUUAUUGAACGGUUAUGUUGCUGGCUCAAUCUAACUCUUGGUCACGAUAAGAACUGUACAAAAGGAAAAUAAUGUCUGGUGUGACAACUCAAACUUGUAAACAAAACCAAAUGUGAAGCUAAUGCUAUCAGAACUCAACCAGACAUCACCAGGACAGAUAAUCAUUUGGCUCUGUAAGUGGGCAGACAGUUGACCUUUAACAGUAGUAUUGUGACAUUCUGUAAAGACAUGGAACUGGUCAAUUGGUCACUGAGUUUCCUGGACAAGAUCUUUUCUACAAUGCGAUCAGAACCUGUGACAACGCGCCUGCCCAGGAAACACUUUCCUGGAUCGAAUCAACUGAAUGAACUAAACUCUGAAUCAUGAACUAAUCUACUGGAUUUAAUCAACAUAACCGCGAUCGACAAGGAUUAUGGGAAAAUGAACAAUCAAGGGGAGGGAGAAAAAAAAGCCUUGUAUU